Molecule: messenger RNA, 3288 nt
Organism: Darwinula stevensoni
Lineage: Eukaryota; Metazoa; Arthropoda; Ostracoda; Podocopida; Darwinulidae
Source: the annotation of a GenBank genome assembly
AGCAUGGAGACGUGCACGCACCCGAUCACCUUGACGAACUCGACGGGGUUUCACGGUCGGUGAGAAGCGAGGAAAUAAUGAAAUUAUGAUUGCGAUCGGUGCGCCAACCCUGUUCCGUGGAUGGCCGCUUGCAGCGGCGGCAUGACACAGUGGCGUGGCACGAGUUCGGAUGAAUGAGGCGGAGACGGAACGGGGAACGGCGGUGUCUUGUGUUCGUGUCCCUGAACUUUGCGAACUCGGACGACCGAGUCCAUGAAAUUCGUUUCGGACCAAAUAUUUUAGGCCUCGUCGCCGGGCCCCAGGCCUCGGCGUGGGCCUGCAGUCGAAUUUCUUUCGAGGCGCCGUGUUUGGGCCUCGUCGCGACUAACUCAUGAACGGUAUCAUCGGACUGCAGAUUCCUCGGGUCACCAUGGAUCAGGAAUUGGACCAAGCUAAAGCCAUCGUGUUCGAAACCCUGAAAAGUGCUUCCAGUCAAAAUGUAGACGUGCUCAAGCCUGCCGAGGAGAAGCUGAAACAAUGGGAAGCCCAGCCCGGUUUCUACUCCGUUCUUGUGGAAAUCCUACUGAACCACAACCUUGAUGUGAACGUCAGAAUGCUAGCAGCACUAUACUUCAAGAAUGGUGUGGAUCGUUAUUGGAGACGCCAUGCGCCCAAUGGGAUUCCUGAAGAGGAAAAGGUGAAGAUUCGUCAAUGGCUGCUGAUGCGCUUUGAUGAACCUGUGAACCAGAUAGCACUCCAAAUGGCUGUGAUGAUUGGGCGAAUUGCUCGCUUUGAUUGCCCCCGUGAUUGGCCAACCCUUAUUCCGACAUUGAUGAAUGCUGUGAAAGUGGAUAAUGAUCUUCACCAACAUAGAGCAAUGCUCACACUGCAUCAUGUCAUCAAGACUCUUUCAGUGAAGCGACUUGCUGGAGAUAGGAAGCUGUUUCAAGAACUCACUGCCAAUCUUUACACAUUUGUGUUGAGUAUGUGGAGUGCUUCUGUUGAAGAACUCAUGAAUGCAGUUCAGGUUGGCAACCAACAGACUGCUGCUUACAUGGAGCGCUGUAUACUGAAUCUGAAGAUCCUAAAGAGCUUGACAACACAAGGGUUUCUGACUCCUCAUGAGUCUCCUGAUGCUAGAGAGGUGUUGAAAACAGAUGAGACUUUGAGAUCCUCCUGUGAGAAGUACAUCAUUGUACACCUGAAGAUUCUGGCUGAAAUUCUCAAGAACUAUCCACUCUCAUUUGUCCCCUUCAUUCAUCCUGCAUUGGAGUUUUGUUGCUUCUAUGCAUUUGACCCAGUUGGUCGAGUUUAUGCCUUUGAGAGAUUCCUUGUUCACUGCAUGAACCUGGUUAAGUCCAUCUUACUCUGUGCUGAGUAUGUUGCUUCAAAGAACUCAGCAGAUGAGAGGGAUCCAUUGGCAAUAGAAGCACAGACCAUUCGAUGCCAGUUCUUCACAUCUCAGACCCUGACAACAAUAUUUGUUGCGAUAAUGGAUGAAUACCUCCCCCUGAAGCAAGAAGACCUGGAGCUUUGGGAAACAGACCCAGAAGCUUUUGUGACAGACGAAGAAGGAGAAGCAUGGCGAUAUUCAUUAAGGCCUGCAGUGGAGAGUCUCCUGCUAGCUCUCUUCCAUGAAUUCAGAUCCUCCCUUCGUGAUCGUCUCCUGGAACUCCUGAAAGAUCACAAAGAGGUUCUUACCACAGAUGAAUUGAGCAUCAUCAUUAGGAGAGAUGCUAUCUACAAUGCAGCUGGGCUUGUUGCCUUUGAUCUCUUCGAUGAAGUUGACUUUGAUGAGUGGUUCAAGAAUACAUUGCACGUAGAGCUGAAGCUCACUGGCCCAGUCCACAGAAUUCUGAGGAGAAGAGUUAUCUGGCUCAUUGGGCAAUGGACUGUGGUGAGAUUCUCACCAGAAUUGAGGCCAAUGCUUUAUGACGCCAUCCUUCCGCUGCUGCGACCUGAUGAGGAUGUGGUUGUGCGAAUCACUGCAGCCACCACUCUAAAAUUGGCUGCAGAAGACUUUGAGGGUCCCCGGGACCACCAGAUGUCAGUGUUGCACAUCAUGUCAUACAUAAUAGAGAGGGUGGGAUCAGCAAUUCGCCCUUACAUUUCCGGACUGGUGCAGUACCUGCCAAUGGUGUGGGAAGACUCAGCAGAACACAAUAUGCUACGCUGUGCCAUCCUCACCACUCUUGUUCACAUUGUACAGAGCCUGGGGACAUUGAGCGAGCAGCUGCGCCCAUUCCUCAUCCCUGCACUGUAUCUUGCAACGGACCUGAGACAGAAUGCCCAUGUUUAUCUUAUGGAGGAUGGUCUUGAUCUUUGGCUGGCCGUCAUUGAGAAUUCCAGCAGCCCCUGUGAUGAACUACUCCAACUUUACACCAACCUUCUUCCCAUUCUUGAGGAUCCUCCUUUGACAGAAUUUGGGACUGAGAACAUGCGAAGCUGCCUGCAGAUCACCCAAGCUUACAUUCUUCUUUCUCCUGAGCCAUUCCUCAAGUUGUAUGGACAAGCAAUAGUGAGUGUGUGUACAUCACUGAUGAGUGACCUGAAGGCUGAAGGCAUCUUGUACAUCCUAAGGAUGGAGGAAAUUGCAUUCAUUGCUUUGCCUUACCAUGCACCUGGUCUCUUCAAACCCCUCUUACAUUUUAAUGUCAGCUCUGUGUAUGAGGGGGACGAGUACCCAAUGACACUCUCCCUUCAUCUUGCCAUCUUGAGUCGAACAUAUCUUCACUGCCCAGAACUUCUUGAAGAGGUGGUGGCUUCCUUUGCGAGAAAUGUGGAUGAAAGUACAGAUAUUGUAUGGGGACAGAUCCUGGAUCAUUGGCUGGCCAAGAUGCCCUUGGUCACUCAGCCUCAGCGACAGAAAGUCCUGGCCCUUGCCCUUGCUGCCUUCAUGUCUGCCAGGAACAGCAUUAUUCAAGAAAGGUUCUGUGGAAUCCUUUUGAAUAUCUGUGAAGUCCUCAAUGACAUCAUGAAAAGUGAUGACCUCAGUCAGCAGAUGGAUUCCCUGCUGAUAACAGAUGGAGGAUCUUUGUUUGAUGAUGAUGAGGAUUAUGAGACAGAGAACGAUUUUAGAAGGCGGCAACUGGCCCUCAUGGAUCCUGUUCACAACAUUGCCCUCAAGGAUUUCACUCAGUCUCAGUUACACAACCUGCGAGACAAGAUGAAUGGAGAGGAGUAUGCCAGCCUCCUUCAGAGUCUCGACUGUGAGACGACUCAGCAAGCCAGGGAGUACUUUUCCUUUUGAUUUCCUGUUUUGGGGUCCUUUUUUUGCUGUUCUUUUAUUGUACUUCUUGCAAUCAAGGC